Peniophora sp. CBMAI 1063 is the source of this 666-nucleotide messenger RNA. The record is from the annotation of a GenBank genome assembly. Lineage: Eukaryota; Fungi; Basidiomycota; Agaricomycetes; Russulales; Peniophoraceae.
AUGGAUGCGCGCCUUCGCCGAGUAAACAAGGAGAUCACAGAUUGCAAGAAUGACAAGACCUCGAACAUCAACAUUGAUCUGAUUGAUAACUCUCCGUAUCACUUACGAGGCUCGUUCACUGGGCCAGAGGAUACGCCGUACGAGGGCGGCCACUACGAAGUGGAUAUCGUUAUCCCGGACUCAUACCCCUUCCAACCGGUGAAGAUGAAGUUCAUCACCAAGGUCUAUCAUCCAAAUAUCUCUUCUGCAUCCGGCGCGAUCUGUCUCGACAUCCUCAAGGACGCAUGGUCGCCGGUCCUCACACUCAAGUCCACGCUCAUCUCCCUCCAAUCCUUGCUCUGCAGUCCAGAACCGAAUGACCCUCAAGACGCCGAGGUCGCGAAGCACUACAUGACCAGCCGCUCCAGCUUCAACGAGACGGCACGGUACUGGGCACAAGCGUAUGCGGGUGCGCCUGGAGGUGGGAAGGCUGGCAAGGGUACUGCCGGAGCUCCGCGUGACGAGAUUGCGAUGGCGGGUCUGGAGAAGGCGCACGUGGAGAACUUCGAGGGCAUGGGGUUCGAACGCAGUAAAGUUAUCGAUGUUCUGCGACGGUUGAAUUACCGCGGCGCGAAUGUGGCCAAGAUCAAUGAGAACAGAGUAGUGGAGGAACUUCUGAAGAACUGA